Molecule: messenger RNA, 798 nt
Organism: Plasmodium malariae
Lineage: Eukaryota; Apicomplexa; Aconoidasida; Haemosporida; Plasmodiidae
Product: Plasmodium exported protein, unknown function
Exons: 2
Coding region: 1-798 (265 amino acids)
Source: RefSeq, a predicted model, not a curated record
AUGAAAAGUUCUUCUGUUUCCAGUUUGGGAACUUCAGAUAAAUACCCGCGUAGGGGAAAAAUAUAUAGAUUAUUAUUUUUUAUUAAUUUCUUCGUAUGUACCUUUUUAAUUUGGAUAUUACAAUGUUUUAAUAAUAAUUUUACCUUUAACAAUUCCUAUGAUAAUAAUAUAAAUAAUUACAUUGAAGUAUGUGUAUCAAAUAGAAGAACGAACAGUAGAUGUUUAUCACAACAGGGUCGAUUUUUUGGCCCAGAAAUAGACAUGUUAAAGGACGCAGUUUCGGGUUAUUUCUUUCGUGGCCAUAACAAUAAUAAUAAUGAUAGAGGAGAUAAGAAUCCUGAAGUUGUAGAACCUGUAUAUGGGUCUGUUCCUCCUAGGAAUUAUCGUGAUCAUCGUUACUACCAUAAUAAUGAAGAUAUUAGAACACAUGAUAAUUAUGAUAUAAGUGAUAAUUGUGGCGGUCCUAGAUAUGGAAUGCAUAAUCCUAAUGUAUCAGAAGUAGUAACAUAUUACAAAUCAGGAGAUCCCAUGAAUAAUUCUGUAAUGAGACAUCCAGUAUAUUAUGAAACGAAACAAGUGGAUAAUGCACUUAUACCGAAGUCGUCUAUGUUAGGUUAUUUAAAACAUUUUCUUUUAGAUCAACAAUUAUUUGCAUCACCUGUAUUAAAUAGAAUGGCUCCACUUAUAUUUUUAAUGUUUGUAUAUUACGUAAUAUCUGCUUUAAUAAGUAAUUUUCGCCAUGUACUAGCACUAUAUUUUUUAGCGAGAAUAGUAAAGUUACAUUAUAAUAAUAAUUAA